AUGUCUGAAACAGAGACAGACAUAGGGAAAGUUAGAACACAGAGCUUUGAAAAUGAUCAGAGAACAACUUCCGUGUUGCUGAAAGAAGAACAUCAAUUAGCAAGCAAAGAUGACAAAUCUAUGAAAAGUAUUGUUCUCAGCUCAGUAUCGGAGUUUAGCAUCACAGAUGUGCCAUCCAUAGACACCAGAAGUGACAGGAAACUCUCAGAUUCUACCACGUCUUCAUUAUCAUCACUUCAGAAAUGUGAAACACAAUUCAGCUACCUCGAAGAUGCUGCAUCAAGCCACGAAAGAGACAAUAAUGAUGAAUGUGCCACCCUCAUCCUGGCCUGCUUAUUCUGCCAGUUUUGGGAGUUUCUGUUCAUGUUGCCUGACGUCUGUGAAAACUGGCUGAUCGAUACGUGCUGUCCUUCCUACAGAUAUCACCAAACCUCAAGCGACACUUCCAACAAUGGUGACUGCAGCUGCAGCUGUGACAUUGAUUGCAGCAUCCUUGAGUCUUGUCAGGAAAGUGGGGAAUGUCUUGAACUGGCUCUGGAAGUCUCACAAGUCUGUUUUCAUUAG
Pseudonaja textilis is the source of this 564-nucleotide messenger RNA. It is a transcript of the gene MDFIC2, whose product is annotated as MyoD family inhibitor domain containing 2. Lineage: Eukaryota; Metazoa; Chordata; Lepidosauria; Squamata; Elapidae. The record is from RefSeq and is a predicted model, not a curated record.